Molecule: messenger RNA, 2120 nt
Organism: Striga asiatica
Lineage: Eukaryota; Viridiplantae; Streptophyta; Magnoliopsida; Lamiales; Orobanchaceae
Source: the annotation of a GenBank genome assembly
UAAAUUGAAAUAAAUCUUCUCAGUAGGGUUUUCCCUCAAGAAAAGGACGCCAUUGAGCAGCGAUAUCGACUCUCCUAGGGUUUUUCUCGACCUAGCUAAAUUGCAUCCAUGGAUCUCACCAAGAAGCGCAAGGCCGACGAGAACGGCAGAGCAUACCCCCUAACCACGGAACUCGCUAACACCAUGGCCGCGGUGCUGCCGGUUUCGAACGGUGCCUUAUCCCCUGAAGACGCUGAGAAAAUCAUCGAACCCUUCACGAAGGAGCAGCUCCUCCACAUCCUACGCGCCGCUAUCCUCCGUCACCCUGAUGUCCUGGAGGCGGUGCGCGCCGUCGCCGACGCGGAUCCCGUCCAGCGCAAGCUCUUCGUUCGCGGCCUUGGCUGGGAGACCACCACUGAGAAACUCCGCCAGGUGUUCUCCGCCUACGGCGAGCUCGACGAAGCCAACUCCAUCGUCAUCACAGAUAAGAACACCGGAAAAUCCAAGGGCUACGGCUUCGUGACGUUCAAGCACAUCGAUGCCGCGGUCUUAGCUCUGAAGGAGCCAAAUAAGAAGAUCGACGGCCGCAUCACGGUAACUCAUCUCGCGGCUGCUGGCAGUUCAGGUAACUCCCACUCUGCUGAAGUGGCGCUGAGGAAGAUUUAUGUUGGCAACAUUCCGUUUGAGAUCUCGUCUGAGAGGCUGUUGGCACAUUUCUCGAUGUACGGCGAGAUUGAGGAAGGGCCUCUAGGGUUUGACAAGCAGACUGGGAAGGCCAAGGGUUUUGCAUUUUUCGUUUACAAGACGGAGGAGGGUGCAAAGGCAUCACUUGUUGAUCCCAUGAAAACCAUUGACGGUCAUCAGGUGGUCUGUAAGUUGGCUACAGACAACAAGAAGCAGAAGCCUAAUGCGGGGCCAACUGGUGGAGUUGUUCCUGGAUCUGGAUUGCCAAAUCCUGGGCCUAUAGGAAUGCCGCCAAGGAGUUACCCAAUGGGAGGCUAUCCAGGGUAUGGGCAGGCCCCGAAUAUGCCUCAGCCAUCCCACCAGAUGCAUCCGAAUUCAGGCUAUAAUACGCCCAUGGCUGGGCCUGGAGGACCGAGUGGACAGGCUUAUAAUAGUGGAUAUGGAGGUGUUGCAUCUGGCUACGAUGGUGUAGGUGCGCCUGGACCAGGGGAGUAUGGACAAAUCGGGAAUUCUGCCUACAAAAUGCCACCUAGUACUAUUGGAAUGCAGGGCCCAGGGGUUUAUCCAGAUAGCUAUGGGCCUCCGGCAGCCUAUCCGCCCCAGCCAAACCAUCCUGCCGGCCCAGGGCCCAGAUAUCCAGCUUAUCAGGGCAUGCCUCCUUAUUGAUAAAAUGUUGCCGAAAAGAAAGAGGAUAGCUUCUCCCUCAUCGGCGGCAUAACUUCCUUCAUGGAUAUCUGAACUCGAAUUUGGAUUAUGCCCCUGCCUUGUGUUGCCUGGGCCUCAGAUGAUUGAUCUUGGUCCUUGCCUUGAUGCCUGGGCCUUGGAUGCUGGGUUGGUGUUGGAUAAAUCUCGAUGUGAGAUUUGAAUGCAAAUUAAGAGCUUUUAAUUGGGCCUGAAAUGGAUAUAAAUUUUUGACGAAGUAAUUUAUAAGUUGGCAAAAAGGCAAAAUUGUAUGCAACUCGGGGCAUGUGGUCCGUGGUACAUUGAUUAAUGAAAUUGUCCGAGCUUCGUAACCGAAAUGGAGGUUGAGUUUUCCCUUGAAAAGGGGCAAAGAUUUGUCGAGUUAUGUAAACCUAUGGUUCCAAUGUAGGGACCUUCGAUAGAUAUAAGAGCAUUUAUAGACUAUAUUGAAGUGACUGCAUGGAAGGUGGGGUGUCAUUGCGGAAAAUAUUUAUCGAAUGAAAAAUAGGUUGGUUGAUAAAAAGUGUUUUAUAAUAUAUUAUGGUGAUUGUGAUUGUGUUGAAUUAUGACAUGUGCAAGUAUCAUAUUUGAUCAGUUUAUUUGGAUUAAUAUUAUUGGUCUGAUUAAAAAAAUAGUUGUUUAAGAUAUGUUAAGAGAAAUGCAUGGCUCCUUGUGAGAGCUUCUGUAUUCUCCGCUCGNUUCAACCUGAGUUUGGAAUAUUACUAGUUUUUUGUUAAAUGUAUUUCAGUUAUUUUUAUCUGUGAUUGAGUUUUUCA